AUGGUAAAAGUUUCCAACAUCAGCAAGCUACCAGUGUUUAUAGGUUGUUCUCUCAACGGCUCCACUGCCAAAAGCAGUCAGGUGACUGCAGGAGCCACAGGUAGUGUUACUAGAGCCAAACAUUGUUGCCUCAAAAAACUCUUCACUCUGUUCGUCUUUUCUCCCCUUGCUCCAGAGCUCCCUGAGAACUGGACUGACACUAGAGAGACUCUUCUGGAGGGAAUGACCUUUAACCUUCGGCAUCUGGGCAUGACUCUGGUGGACCAACCCAAAGGCGAGGAGCUCUCAGCCGCUGCUGUCAAGAGGAUUGUUGCCACGGCCAAAGCCAGUGGGAAGAAACUGCCUAAAGUGGCCCUGAAAGUGUCUCCUCAGGGAAUCGUCCUGUGUGACAGUGUGUCCAACCAACUGAUCGAGAACAUUUCCAUAUACAGGAUAUCAUACUGCACAGCUGACAAGAUGCAUGACAAAGUGUUUGCUUUCAUCGCCCAGAACCAGCAGAAUGAGACGCUGGAGUGCCACGCAUUCCUCUGUGCCAAACGGAAAGUGGCCCAGGCGGUCACACUCACGGUGGCUCAGGCCUUCAGAGUGGCCUUCGAGUUCUGGGAGGUUGCCAAAGAAGAGAGAGAGAACCGUGAGAAAUGGGAUUCAGCUGGAGAGACGACCAACAGUUCACAGUCAGAGAGAUCGGUCAGCCUGAACAGCCUUAAAGUAGGAGCAGUAGCUACAGAGAACCUGUUGGACAUUGAUGAUUACUCAUCUGCUGUGGAAAAUGUGGACAAUCCUCCCGAACCCAACAACAACAGCACCACCCUAUGGGAGAUGGAUGAUGGUCUGGAAGAGGCUUUUUCAAGACUCGCUGAGUCUCGUACUAACCCCCAGGUCCUGGACAUUGGGGUGAGGCCUCAGGACUGGAACUCUGAGACCGAUUGGGACAAGACCAACGGAAACGCACCAAACGCCGAUGAGCUCUUCAGUCUCUGAGCACAGAUAAGUUUGUGGGAGGAAGUAGAUCCAGGAACCUCAUGCAGGAGUCUUCUGCCAGUCGAGAGGGCGGCACACUGGUCCUUCUCGUCCCGAUCAUCUGGUCCAUUACACCAAAGCAAUAGCAGAUGAGUCUAUUUUUGCAACAAAAAAAAACUAUCAAUCUUUUGAUAGGAAAAAAAACUUUUUAUCAAUCAAAUUGUAUACAGAAUAAUGUAUGUAGAUACCAGAGUCAGUAUUGUUUCAUAUAUGUUUAUCAUAUGAAAUGUAACAUUGUGUAUAUUCAGGUGCACUGUGUGGAGUUACUUUAAGGUCUAACGCUGUUGUUUGCUGCUGCUUUGAGAUUCAUUUAUCACCACAAUGCUCUUCAUUAACAAUAACAUGGAAAUCAGCGUUAAAUUGACAGUACAGCUUAUCUUUAGUGUCUUGUGAGGCUUGUGAAUCAUAUUUUGGUAUUUACAUGUUAUUUUUUAUUUAAUCCAGACUGUAUGAUUGUUAUAACACCCAAAGGGGCCAUUUAAUAUUUCUUAAAAAAAAAUCUAAUAAACGUGUUAAAAUUA
Molecule: messenger RNA, 1541 nt
Organism: Sinocyclocheilus rhinocerous
Lineage: Eukaryota; Metazoa; Chordata; Actinopteri; Cypriniformes; Cyprinidae
Product: low density lipoprotein receptor adapter protein 1-B-like
Exons: 10
Coding region: 1-981 (326 amino acids)
Cellular component (GO): early endosome
Source: RefSeq, a predicted model, not a curated record